This is a messenger RNA of Capsella rubella, 3160 nucleotides long. RefSeq names its product disease resistance protein RML1B-like. Gene Ontology annotation, biological process: defense response; signal transduction. Lineage: Eukaryota; Viridiplantae; Streptophyta; Magnoliopsida; Brassicales; Brassicaceae. The record is from RefSeq and is a predicted model, not a curated record. The transcript has 4 exons. Gene Ontology annotation, molecular function: ADP binding; ATP hydrolysis activity. The coding region runs from base 1 to 2988 and encodes 995 amino acids.
AUGUCUCUCAUGAUCACUUCUCCUAACGUUUUUCCUUCUCCCAACUACAAAUUCGAUGUCUUCGCAAGCUUCCACGGGCCUGACGUCCGUAAAACACUUCUUAGUCACAUGCGCAAACAGUUUGAUUUCAAUGGGAUCGCUAUGUUCGAUGAUCAAGGGAUUGAGAGAAGUAAAGAGAUCGCCCCUUCACUCAAAAAGGCUAUCAAAGAAUCGAGGAUCUCGAUCUUGAUUCUCUCCAAGCAAUAUGCAUCGUCAAGCUGGUGUUUGGAUGAAUUGGUGGAGAUUUUGAACUGCAAGAAGGCCUUUGAACAGAUAGUGAUGACCAUAUUCUACGGAGUUGAGCCAUCUCAUGUACGGAACCAAACUGGGGACUUCGGGAUCACAUUCAAUGAAACUUGUGCACGUAGGACAGACGAGGAAAGGCAGAAAUGGAGCAAAGCUUUGAAACAAGCUGGCAACAUUGCUGGAGAAGAUUUCUUAAGAUGGGACAAUGAAGCAAAAAUGAUAGACAAGAUCGCGAGAGAUGUUUCCGAUAAAUUGAAUGCUACACCAUCUAAGGAUUUUGAUGGCAUGGUGGGACUUGAAUCUCACUUGAGAGAAAUGGAGUCUUUACUAGAUUUAGAUAAUGAUGAAGUUAAGAUGGUUGCAAUUAUUGGUCCUGCAGGGAUUGGUAAGACAACCAUUGCCCGAGCUUUACAAAGCCGACUCUCUAAUCGGUUUCAACUUAGUUGUUUUAUGGAUAAUAUUAAAGGAAGCUGUCAUAGUGGUCUAUAUGAGUUGCGUUUACAAGAACAAUUUCUUUCAAAGGUUUUGAACCAGGAUGGUAUUAGGAUAUGCCAUUCAGGUGUGAUAGAAGAAAGGUUACGCAAGCAAAGAGUGCUCAUUAUUCUUGAUGAUGUCAAUCAUAUAAAGCAAUUAGAGGCGUUGGCGAAUGAAACUACAUGGUUCGGUUCUGGAAGUAGAAUUGUUGUUACUACAGAAAACAAAGAGAUUUUACAGCAACAUGGUAUCAACAAUACGUACCGUGUAGGAUUUCCAUCUGAUGAAGAAGCGGUCAAGAUAUUAUGUGGAUAUGCUUUUAGAAAAAAAUCUCUCCAUCAUGGUUUUGAAGGGCGUUUACAUAAAGUAGCAAAGCUUUGUGGAAAGCUUCCGUUAGGUCUUUGUGUCAUCGGUUCAUCUUUAUGCGGGAAGAAGGAAGACGAAUGGGAAGAUGUGAUGAGAAGGCUUGAAACUAUUCUUGAUCGAGAUAUCGAUGACGUACUGAGAGUUGGCUAUGAAAGUUUAGAUGAGAAUGAGCAAACACUAUUUCUCCACAUUGCAGUCUUCUUCAACAAUAGAGAUUAUGGCAUUGUGAAAACCAUGUUCGCCGACAGUGAACUGGAUGUCAUACACGGGUUGAAAAUCUUGGAAAACAGAUCUCUCAUAGAGAUAACUACAGAUGGGAAAGGAAUAGAGAUGCACAGAUUACUACAACAAAUGGGUAAAAAAAGCAUUCAGAAACAAGAGCCUUGGAAACGACAAAUCUUAUUGGAUACUCGAGAGAUUUGUGAUGUUCUUGAGCAUGCCAACGGUACCAGGAAUGUUGCUGGUAUAUCAUUUGAUAUAUCAGGAAUUGAAGAACUGUCUAUAAGCAAGAAAGCUUUUAAAAGAAUGCCUAAUCUUCGAUUCCUAAGAGUCUACAAAAGCACAAUUGAUGAAAAUGAUAGAAUGCAUAUACAUGAGGAGGUGGAGUUUCCGCGUAGUCUAAGAUUACUAGAUUGGUGUACAUACCCAAGCAAGAGUCUUCCUCCAACAUUUAAUCCAACAUAUCUUGUUGACCUCUCCAUUAAAGAUAGCAAGGUCGAGAAGUUAUGGAAAGGAGCCCAGCCGCUAAAAAAUCUCAAGAAAAUGGAUUUGUAUGGGUCCAAGAAUUUGAAGGAUCUCCCAGAUCUUACGCAUGCUACAAAUCUCGAGGAGAUAACGUUGACUGGCUGCGAGAGUUUGGUAGAGUUACCAUCCUCUUUUUCGUAUCUUCAUAAGUUACAUAAGUUGUGGGCGCUCGACUGCAUAAACCUACAAGUCAUUCCAGCUCAUAUGAACUUGGCAUCUCUAGAAUGGGUCUAUAUGACUGGAUGCUCAAAAUUGAAAAAUAUUCCAGUUAUUUCAAUGAACAUGGAACAACUCUGUAUAUCAGGGACAACGGUUGAAGGCGUGCCCCCAUCAAUUAGGUUUUGCUCUCGUCUCAAGACCCUCUCUAUGAGCGGACGUGGAACGCUCAAGGGAGUAACACAUCUCCCCCCUAGUUUAACAAACAUAGACCUAAGCAAUUCUGAUAUUGAAAGGAUACCAGAUUGCAUCAGAGAUCUUCCUUCCCUACACUAUAUUUUUCUACAUGGUUGCAGAAGACUUGCAUCAUUGCCGGAACUCCCUAGUUCGUUGUUCUAUCUAUUUGCAGAUGACUGUGAAUCACUGGAGACUGUAUUUACCCCUGUCAACACUCCUCAAGCGCACCUCAAUUUCUCAAACUGCUUUAAAUUGUGCCAACAAGCACGAAGAGCUAUUAUCCAAAGACCGUUUCGUCAUGGCUUGGCGCUCUUACCAGGAAGCAAAAUGCCUGCAGAGUUCAAUCGACGAGGCAAAGGAAAUGUAUUGACCAUUCGUCCGGACGGUGGCCACCCUUACACCGACUUUGCAGUGUGCGUAGUAAUUCACCGUAGCCACAAACCUGUGUAUGAUAUGUCCUCACUAGUAUGUCGUCGAGAAGGUCAAGGGGACAUAGACCCUGAUUUGUCAGAUAUGAUCUACAUAGGCCGUGUCUUCAACUUUCAAACGGAACAUCUACUCAUAUUUCACUCUCGAUGGCUAUCUAUCGAACCUUCAGAAAUGAACAAAGAGAUCGUGUUUGAAUUCAGUAGCGAACACCAAGAAUUUGACGUUAUUGAGUGUAGUGCCAAGAUGUUGAAAAGUGAUUCAAUGCUUGGUCAAAGAAGAAUAAAUGUGAGAGUUUAAGUAUUUGUCAGUUAUGUUUGUAGUAUUAAUUUGGGGGUUUCAAAUUAUGUUUAAUGUAGGACAAUAAUGAGUACAUGAGGUAAUGGGAGUAAGUUACAUUUCUAGAUUUCUAUAUAAGUGAUGUAAUCUCAUUGUGAAAAAAAUGAACAAGAGAGAACUAGAGAACCAGAGA